This is a messenger RNA of Didymodactylos carnosus, 336 nucleotides long. The record is from the annotation of a GenBank genome assembly. Lineage: Eukaryota; Metazoa; Rotifera; Eurotatoria; Philodinida; Philodinidae.
AUGGCAAGUAGUGUUGGACUAGCCAUCUUAAUUAAAGGUACUGAUGGUGAUCAGGGAGAUAAAUUUGUCUAUUGUAUUUAUAAAGGAAAACUUCGGCAACAAAGACAACCAGGUGGUUUUAGUGAUAUUGGAGGAUUUUCAGGUGAAGGAGGCUUUGGUGGAAAAAUUAAAUUUUCAAUCGAUAAUAAAGAAGAAGAAACAAAUGGAACAGAUGGAAAUGGUUUUAAGAUGGUCAAAACGAGGAUGGUUGCUACGUAUAUUGUAGCAAAAUAUUUAACACUUGUUGGUAAACCAUUUAAUCCCGAAACAUUCCAUUCAGAUAUAAUUUUAAUAUGA